UCUGUCUGUCUUCGGGAGAGAGAUCUAAACUGCCAUCCUGGAAGUCGUCCACCGCCCUGUCCCCCUAUCAUUCCACUGGACUGUUGUGAAGACUUCCUCCACCGUCAUGUCUACCGCUACAGUAGCAGACCGAGGUUCCGUCCGUCCAGUCAGGGGCCCCGGCGACGGCAUGGAGACAGACAAGCCCCCAGUCGCUAAGGAGAUCGGUGUCGUGGAUACGCCUCUGUCUUCGGUGCCACUACUUAAGGUAGCUUGUCCCAAACAAAGCCCCAAGAAGACGCACCCUGCCCCCGCCAGCCUCCAGCACAGCCCCCACUCCACCCCGCAGCAGAGCCCCAGAGCCACCCCGUCUGCGCCCCAGCCCCCCGGGGUGCUCCACCUGGGGAAGGUUCCUCGGGAGGCCUGCAUGGUGGUGGAGGCGGUGAGGAUCGUUGUUCCCCGUGCCGCCAUCAGCCGGAGUGGGGGUCAUGUGGGCCUGGCUGAGGAGAAAGGAGAGGCCUGGGCUGGGCAGCAGAUGGAGGAGCGGCCUCCCUCCCCUCCUCUGGAGGACCUGAGAGGAGCCAUGGAGAAGCUGCAGAACUCAGAGAGAAGACUGCUGCAGGACAAGGAGGGGCUCCUCAACCAGCUCCACGUGCAGACUGAGGUGAACAGAGAGUUGAAGAAGCUGCUGGUAGCCUCUGUAGGUGAUGACCUGCAGUACCAUUUUGAGCGUCUGGCCAGAGAGAAGAACCAGCUGAUCUUAGAGAACGAGGCUCUGGGUCGCAGCCGGGCCUCCACAGCAGAACAGCUGGAACGCAUGUCUAUACAAUGUGAUGUCUGGAGGAGCAAGUUCCUAGCGUCCAGAGUGAUGGCGGAGGAGCUGACCAAUGCCAGGGUUUCUCUCCAGCACCAGACCAGAGAGGCUCAGAGCGCCAUAACAGACCUGCUGAGUGAGAGAGACGAGUUCUCUAGAGACAUGAUGCUAACCCACAGGUCUCUGGAGCAGCUGCUGGUCUCUCUCCAGUGGGGUCGACAGCAGACCUACUACCCCAGUGGCCAGCCACUCAGCACGGGAGAACUAGCCCUAGCCAAUCACAAGCUGGCGGACGCCAUCAACUCCCGCCUGCUGGGGAAGGUUGGGCCAGUAGGGAGCAGCAGUGGAGCCGGGCUGGGGAAAGGAAGACAGAUCUCAGAGCUCCCUAACACCUCACACACGCCUGCUGAGAAGAUGGCUGAGAAGGUGUUGAAGAUCCUGGACCCUAUUUCCCGUUCAGACAACGAGGAAGAGCCCUCCCCCCUCUCUAUCUCCGACUCCUCCCCCUCGGCCUUCCUGACCAAUAAGAAGAGCAUCGGCCGGUUCCACCCUUACACUCGCUAUGAGAACAUCACCUUCAACUGCUGCGAGCGCUGCAGCGGAGACAUCCUGGUCCUCUAGGGGUCAGAGGGCAGGGGUCGUGACCUUUAACCUGGACAGGUCGACGCAGGCCGCUGUGAGGAACACCAGCCGGCUCUCCCUCCGUCGAACCGUCUGGUUUCACAGCGGCCUCAGAGCGGGACUUGACUGGAAGCACGGCAGAAGCUGACGAAACAACCGCUGAUUUUAAUUGGCUGAUCUCUCUCAGUCCGUCACCGUCUCAUAACUCUUAGAACCUCCCACGACAUUGUGGGCUUCAGAACGUGAGCAGAGCAAGUGAUUUAAACAAGGAAGUGAGUUCGGAGAAUCUGAAAAUGUUCCAUCUUAGAAUCAAUGGGGCUUCCCCAAAAAAAUAUGGUCAAAGUUGGACCACGGACGGCCGAGUGUCUGUGGGUUUCUGGUCCUUCCUUGUACUUGACUGGUGAAUUAGUAAGGAACUCUCCUCACCUGGUUGUCUAGGUUACUGAUUAGUAAGGAACUCCCCUCACCUGGUUGUCUAGGUUACUGAUUAGUAAGGAACUCCCCUCACCUGGUUGUCUAGGUUACUGAUUAGUAAGGAACUCCCCUCACCUGGUUGUCUAGGUUACUGAUUAGUAAGGAACUCCCCUCACCUAGUUGUCUAGGUUACUGAUUAGCAAGGAACUACCUUCACCUGGUUGUCUAGGUUACUAAUUAGUAAGGAACUACCUUCACCUGGUUGUCUAGGUUACUGAUUAGUAAGCAACUACCUUCACCUGGUUGUCUAGGUUACUGAUUAGUAAGGAACUCCCCUCACCUGGUUGUCUAGGUUACUGAUUAGUAAGGAACUCCCCUCACCUGGUUGUCUAGGUUACUGAUUAGUAAGGAA
Messenger RNA from Oncorhynchus gorbuscha (pink salmon), 2240 nucleotides. RefSeq names its product golgin-45-like. Lineage: Eukaryota; Metazoa; Chordata; Actinopteri; Salmoniformes; Salmonidae. The transcript has 6 exons. Gene Ontology annotation, biological process: Golgi organization; Golgi to plasma membrane protein transport. The record is from RefSeq and is a predicted model, not a curated record. Bases 107 to 1414 code for a protein of 435 amino acids. Gene Ontology annotation, cellular component: Golgi membrane.